AUGUGCCUUGCUUCCAGUGCGUCCCCUGGUCUUUGCCUUGACUCCAGUGCGUCCCCCGGUCUGUGUGUUGCCUCCUGUGCGUCAUCAAGUCUGCGUGUUGCCUCCAGUGCCUCCUCCGGUCAGUGGCUUGCCUCCUGUGCGUCAUCCAGUCUGUGCAUUGCCUCCAGUGCCUCCUCCGGUCUGUUGCUUGCCUCCAAUCAGUGCCUUGCCUCCAGUGCGUCUUCCGGCCUGUCUCUUGCCUACAGUGCGUCCUCAAGUCUGUGCCGUGCCUGCAGUGUAUCGUCGGUCUGUGCCGUGCCCGCAGUGUAUCCCCCGGUCUGUGCCGUGCCCGCAGUGUGUCCUCCGGUCUGUGAUUUGCCUCCAGUGCGUCUUCCGGUCUGUGCCUUGCCUGCAGUGUAUCCCCCGGUCUGUGCCUUGCCUGCAGUGUAUCCCCCGGUCUGUGCCUUGCCUGCAGUGUAUCCCCCGGUCUGUGCCGUGCCCGCAGUGUAUCCCCCGGUCUGUGAUUUGCCUCCAGUGCGUCUUCCGGUCUAUGCCUUGCCUGCAGUGUAUCCCCCGGUCUGUGCCGUGCCCGCAGUGCAUCCCCCGGUCUGUGCCGUGCCUGCAGUGUGUCCUUCGGUCUGUGCCUUGCCUCCAGUGUGUCCUCCGGUCUGUGCCGUGCCUGCAGUGUGUCCUCCGGUCUGUGCCUUGCCUGCAGUGUAUCCCCCGGUCUGGGCCGUGCCCGCAGUGUGUCCUCAGGUCUGUGAUUUGCCUCCAGUGCGUCUUCCGGUCUGUGCCUUGCCUGCAGUGUAUCCCCCGGUCUGUGCCGUGCCCGCAGUGUGUCCUAAGGUCUGUGAUUUGCCUCCAGUGCGUCUUCCGGUCUGUGCCGUGCCUGCAGUGUAUCCCCCAGUCUGUGCCUUGCCUCCAGUGCAUCCUCCGGUCUGUGCCUUGCCUUCAGUGCAUCCCCCGGUCUGUGCCUUGCCUUCAGUGCAUCCCCCGGUCUGUGCCUUGCCUUCAGUGCAUCCCCCGGUCUGUGCUUUGCCUUCAGUGCAUCCUCCGGUCUGUGCCUUGCCUUCAGUGCAUCCCCCGGUCUGUGCCUUGCCUCCAGUGCACCCCCCGGUCUGUGCCUUGCCUCCAGUGCAUCCCCCGGUCUGUGCCUUGCCUUCAGUGCAUCCUCCGGUCUGUGCCUUGCCUUCAGUGCAUCCCCCGGUCUGCCCCUACCCCAGUGUAUCCCACGGUCUGUGCCUUGCCUCCAGUGCAUCCCCCGGUCUGUGCCUUGCCUCCAGUGCAUCCCCCGGUCUGUGCCUUGCCUUCAGUGCAUCCUCCGGUCUGUGCCUUGCCUUCAGUGCUUCCCCCGGUCUGUGCCUUGCCUUCAGUGCAUCCCCCGGUCUGUGUGUUGCCUCCAGUUUGUCCUCCGGUCUGUGCCUUGCCUCCACUGCGACCUCCAGUCUGUGUCUUGCCUCAAGUGCAUCCUCCGGUCUGUGCCUUGACUACAGUGUGUCCUCUGAUCUGUGUCUUGCCUCCAGUGCGUCUUCCGGUCUGUGCCUUGCCUCUGAGUCUGUGUGCCCGGAAUGUAAUGUACUUGAAGAUGAAGCACACGUAAUUUUCACAAUUGUCCUCAAAGAUAGGAAGUAA
Molecule: messenger RNA, 1611 nt
Organism: Haliotis rufescens (red abalone)
Lineage: Eukaryota; Metazoa; Mollusca; Gastropoda; Lepetellida; Haliotidae
Product: repetitive proline-rich cell wall protein 2-like
Exons: 2
Coding region: 1-1611 (536 amino acids)
Source: RefSeq, a predicted model, not a curated record